AUGCGGCUGUUGGGUUCCUCACACGUCACUGUGCCUGUGGGACCCGGUUUAGACACAAAGAUCAUGAAGAACUGUGGAAAGAUUCAUCUGAAGAGGACCAAGCUGGACCUGCUGAUGAACAAGCUGGUGAUCCUGAUCUUCAUGUCGCUGGUGAUUGGCUCCCUGUUGCUAACACUGGGCUUCACCUUCACGGUGAAAGGCUUCAAAGGCAAACACUACUACCUGUCGGCGCUGCACCAGCGCACAGAGGCCAUGGAGACUUUCUUCAUUUUCUGGGGCUUCCUCAUCCUGCUCAGUGUCAUGGUGCCCAUGGCCAUGUUCAUCAUUGCCGAGUUCAUCUACCUAGGGAACAGCUUCUUCAUCAACUGGGACCUCAGCAUGUACUAUGAGCCCCUGGACAUGCCAGCCAAGGCCCGCAGCACCAGCCUCAACGACCAGCUGGGUCAGGUGCAGUACAUCUUCUCAGACAAGACCGGGACGCUGACACAGAACAUCAUGACCUUCAAGAAGUGUUGUAUCAACGGCCGAGUCUACGAUUCGGAUGAUGAGCAUGGUACGCUCCGAAAGCGGAACCCCUAUGCCUGGAACCUGUUCGCCGACGGCAAACUCCAGUUCUACAACGAGGAGCUGGAGUCCAUCGUGCGAGGCCAGCAGGACAGGGAGGUGCAGGAGUUCUGGCGCCUGCUGGCCAUCUGCCACACCGUGAUGGUCCAGGAGAAAGACAACCAGCUGCUGUAUCAGGCGGCCUCCCCUGAUGAAGAGGCACUUGUUACCGCCGCCAGGAACUUUGGCUACGUGUUUUUGUCUCGGACCCAGGACACCAUCACCCUGGUGGAGCUGGGGGAGGAGCGGGUCUACCAGGUGCUGGCCAUGAUGGAUUUCAACAGCGUCCGAAAACGGAUGUCAGUGCUGGUCCGAAACCCAGAGGGUUCCAUCUGCCUCUACACCAAGGGUGCAGACACAGUCAUCUUGGAGCGUCUUCACAAGAAGGGUGACAUGGAGGCCACCACAGAGGAAGUCUUGGCUGCCUUCGCAGAGCAGACCCUGCGCACCCUGUGCCUGGCCUACAAGGAGGUGGCGGAGGAUGCCUAUAAACAAUGGGAACCCGAGCACCAGGAGGCCGCCCUCUUGCUGCAGAACCGUGCGCAGGCCUUGCACCAGGUGUACAACAAGAUGGAACAGAACCUCCAGCUGCUGGGAGCCACGGCCAUUGAGGACAAGCUGCAGGAUGGUGUGCCUGAGACCAUCAAAUGCCUCAAGAAGGGGAACAUUAAAAUGUGGGUGCUGACCGGGGACAAGCCAGAGACUGCGGUGAACAUCGGCUUCGCGUGCAAGCUGCUGUCGGAGAACAUGAUCAUUAUGGAAGACAAGGACAUCAAGCGUUUACUGGACAACUAUUGGAACGAAAGCGAACAGCAGAGGGCGUUCAAGAUGAUGACCCACCACAACAUGGCUUUGAUUAUCAAUGGAGAGUUCCUGGAUCAGUUGCUCCUGUCCUUGCGAAAAGAGCCCCGAGCUCUGGUCCAGAAUGCGGUGGUGGAUGAGGUCGUCCAGGAGCCGGUUAUGUCCAGGAUGGACUUUCUCCAGGCGCGGAGGAUCUCCCAGAUGUUUCGGAACUUUGGGUUCUCCCUGGCACCAUCCCCGUCAGUCACCUCCAAGACUGGCGAGAGCCUCGAAGAGCGGCGGGAGAGGGCCUUUGUAGACCUGGCCUCCAAAUGCCAGGCCGUCAUCUGCUGCAGGGUGACACCCAAGCAGAAGGCCCUGGUGGUGGCGUUGGUGAAGAAAUACCAACAGGUGGUGACGCUGGCCAUCGGAGAUGGAGCCAACGACGUGAACAUGAUCAAGACUGCAGACAUCGGCGUGGGGCUGGCAGGUCAGGAGGGCAUGCAGGCCGUUCAGAACAGCGACUACGUGCUGGCCCAAUUCUGCUACCUGCAGCGGCUGCUCCUUGUGCAUGGGCGCUGGUCCUACAUGCGAGUCUGCAAGUUCCUGCGUUACUUUUUCUACAAGACGGUGGCCAGCAUGAUGGCCCAGAUAUGGUUCUCCUUGUUCAAUGGCUUCACUGCGCAGCCCCUGUAUGAAGGCUGGUUCCUGGCUCUCUUUAACUUAAUGUACUCCACGCUCCCAGUCCUGUACAUUGGUCUGUUUGAGCAGGACAUGACUGCCGAGAAGAGCCUAAAGAUGCCCAAGCUGUACAUGGCUGGCCAGAAAGAUGAGCUGUUCAACUACAGCAUCUUCCUGCAAGCCAUUUUCCACGGCACCCUUACAUCCAUCAUCAACUUCUUCGUACCAGUGAUGGUCAUCCAUGACGAGUCUGGCAGUUCCAGUGACUACCAGUCCUUUGGGGUACUGGUGGCAAUAUCUGGGCUGCUGUCUAUCACCAUGGAGGUUAUUUUUGUCAUUAAGUACUGGACACUCCUGUGUGUGGGCAGUAUCGUGCUCAGUCUCAGCUCCUAUGUCAUCAUGACCAGCCUCACCCAGGGCCUGUGGCUGUACAAGAUUUCGCCAAAGACCUUUCCGUUUCUGUUUGCCGACUACAGUGUGCUCAGCCAGCCUGCCAACCUGCUGGUGAUCGUGCUCAAUGUGACCCUGAAUACGCUGCCAGUCCUGGCCUUCCGCGUGAUCCGCAAAACCGUUUUGAAACUGCGAACUAAGGAGGAGGAGGAGGUCCCAAGUGAGGAAGUGGCUGUGGAGCCGGCCAUGAGGCAUCUUCGCCGUGGCACCGCCGCCCGCAGAUCCAGCUAUGCCUUCUCCCACCGUGAGGGCUACGCAGACCUGAUCACCCAGGGCACCAUCCUGCGCAGGCCCACAGGAGAAUGUGGUGGGGACACGGUCUGGGAGUCCCCGAAUCCAUCUGAAGAGAACCUAACCUUCAACCGCAGGGAGUCAAUAUUUAAUCCUCGGAAGAUCUCCAUCCUGGCUAAGAAGAAACUUGAGCACUAUGGAAGAAGGUCCCUGGCGGAGGGGCCCAUAACGAGCUCCCAGAUGGAGAAGCAGGACAUGGUGAGCUUGGACAACCAGCCCUUCGACACUAGGAAGCCGCCCACCGCCACAAGCGCCACGUCGGGGUCAUUCCAGGUGUCUUCGUCCGAUGACCAGGCCUUCCACAGUGUGCCUUCAGAGUACACUCUGGCCAGCCGGCCAGAGCACUUGGACGUCAGGUCUUCUUGGAAGAGGCCUCUAUGGAAGGGCUCAGCCUCUUCGAAGAGCCAGCUAGAAGGCCCCACCAAGUAACACAGCCACACCGAGGGGCCCAUCGCUGGGAGACUGACCGUCAUCUGGUACAGUGGGACAGCCACCUGGGAGCAUGGCAUGGGCACCAGUGCCCUUUCAAGUCAGAUCCCCACACUGCUCAAGUGUGUGGCAGCUACCCUGUCCCCACAGGAGCAGGCCCACGGCAAGAACAGAGUGUAAAAACAGGGCCGCAUCCUUGCCUUUUUCUAAUAAAACAG
Onychomys torridus (southern grasshopper mouse) is the source of this 3452-nucleotide messenger RNA. RefSeq names its product ATPase phospholipid transporting 8B3 (gene Atp8b3). Gene Ontology annotation, cellular component: plasma membrane. Lineage: Eukaryota; Metazoa; Chordata; Mammalia; Rodentia; Cricetidae. Bases 1 to 3234 code for a protein of 1077 amino acids. The record is from RefSeq and is a predicted model, not a curated record. Gene Ontology annotation, biological process: phospholipid translocation; Golgi organization. The transcript is spliced from 19 exons. Gene Ontology annotation, molecular function: ATP hydrolysis activity; ATPase-coupled intramembrane lipid carrier activity; magnesium ion binding.